CAUCUAUUUUAAUCAACACAUUUAAACGUUGUCAAACAAAUAUAAUAUAAAAGCAGAUCAUGUAUUGAGGUGUGCAAAGAAUGGAAGUACAAAAGGAUGAUACGCAGGGCAAUGGAAAUGCCAACACACAAAAUGUAACAAACUGCUCACCAGCCGCAGCAGUAAUGUCGUUCAUUCAAAAUGCAGCGUAUAUGCUGCUAGGAGAAGAUGAAGAAACAGUGGUUACCACUGGAAAAAAAGAUAAGAAGAACAAAACACACAAAGUAGUGUUCUCAAAAAGAUUCAUCAGAGUAACGUCGAUAUUCGGGGUACUCAUCCUUAGUCUAUUCAUUGCAGGAUUAAUAAAAAUCCUUGGUAUAGGACCAGCACCGAAAUUACCAGGAUUCACGUAUGUGAACGUAUCAAGGGUCUCAGUACUUAAAGCUUCAAUGGCACAAAGAGGACCAAGAAUAGUAUACUGCACCAAUGUUAAAAUGCCACCCGAAACAUUCCGAAUCGCAUCACUCGCAGUAAAAUCAUUGCCAACAUGGAUUAAUCGCUUCGCACUCGACUGUAGUGCUAAAUUGCCGUCCGGAAGAACGGCUUACCAAAGAUUUGAACUGGAUCCAACGUCCACAAUCAUGUUUGUACAAGCACACGGUAAAAAAGCAGUACCACUCACGGAAUACAUUAUCAAAAACCCACAGCAAUUCUUUCAGAGGGUAGUAAAUACAGCAACGUACGCACUCAAAAGAGUAGAUGAUGUUGAGGCAUUCAACAAGAACGUCAAGGAACAUAAACUAGUAGUGGUUACCGAUGCACGCAGACUUAACCCUUAUAACCCAGAUCAUACAGUGACAAUAUCUAGGGUGAUUGACACGAACAGACUCUAUGAUAUGACCACAUGGAUAGUCAAUGACACAGUGCAUGAGCUCAAUUUUAUCGAUGAAGAAGUCUCAAAGGGACAUGGAUUCACCAUGCACUGCAUAGUGCCAUACAGAGGGAAAUAUAUACUGGGGACUAGCACAGUACCGCCCUUCGGGAAAGCAAUGGAAACAUUCAUAAGGCAGUGUGCCAAAGUAGUACAACCUAGCCGAGAUUUUAGAAUUAUCGAACAUAUGCCGCAAUUGGAAGUGAAAACCGCCAAGACUAACACAAAACAACAAGAGAAACAUGAAGAAAAACAUGAGCAUAAAAAAGAAGAAGAUGAAGAAGAAGUCUUGCAACUCUAGGCCAGAACUUUAUCCGUAAUAGCGGAUAAAGACUCCACGUCCUCGUCCCACUUAACAACCGAGACGAACUUGUAACGAACU
Messenger RNA from Babesia bovis T2Bo, 1292 nucleotides. Its product is annotated as putative integral membrane protein. The transcript is spliced from 8 exons. NCBI's taxonomy places the organism in Eukaryota, Apicomplexa, Aconoidasida, Piroplasmida, Babesiidae. The record is from RefSeq and is a predicted model, not a curated record. The coding region runs from base 81 to 1211 and encodes 376 amino acids.